AUGGUUGGGUUUGGACGCGACCAAGCCCAACCCCGCGUUGGGUCUGGGCAUGUCCACGCCCAACCCCGUGUUGGACUUGGACGCGACCAAGCCCAACCCCACAUUGGGCUUGGACGCAGCCACGCCCAACCCCGUGUUGGUCGUGGACGCAUCAACGCUCAACUCUGCGUUGAGCCUGGACUCACAAGCCUGACCAUUGCUCCUGCUCAUGAAUGCCAUCCAAUUCCACGUAGGCAGUUAGCCUACGAGGAUGAACUGAGUGAUGAUGAGGAAUAUGUCGAACACAUGUUUCGACACAAUCACCAGGGACAUCGCAAUGUGGGAGGGCGAGAACUGCAAACAUUCCGUAUGAAAAUGGAUUUACCCAGUUUCAAUGGUCAGUUGCAAAUAGAGGGGUUUCUUGAUUGGCUGGCAGUAGUUGAAAGAUUCUUCGACUACAUGGAAAUCCCUGAAGAUAAAAAGGUAAAAUUGGUUGCUUACAAAUUAAUGGGAGGAGCCUCUGCUUGGUGGGAGCAGCUGCAACUCACGCGGAUGCGACAUAGAAAAGGGAUGGUACAAACAUGGGCAAAUAUGAGACGACUUCUACGAGCCAGAUAUUUACUACCAAAUUAUGAACAGGUCCUGUUUCAACAAUAUCAGGAUUGCAUACAAGGAAACAGAACAGUGCAAACAUAUGUUGAAGAAUUCCACAGAUUAUCCUCACGUAAUAAUCUGUCAGAAACUGAUGCGCAACAAGUCAGCAGGUUUGUUGGUGGUCUAUGUUUGACUAUACAGGAUCGGGUCUCCAUGCAAACCAUCUAUUCGUUAACUGAAGCCAUCAACCUGGCUACAAAGGCAGAGGCACAACUGGAAAGGGCAAAGUCGAUAGCUGGAACGAGAAGCUCUUUUGAUCCUAAUCGGGCUGCAAUAGACAAAGGAAAGUUUCUAGCUUUUCAACCACUGCCCAUCAAUACUUCCAAAGGACCAAACAGUAACGGGGCACCCUUAAGGAUUGGAGGAGCGAUAGAAGCACCUAGAAAUUCUUAUGCUCUUCCAUCGUCAGAUAAAUGCUAUAGAUGUGGGCAGCCAGGGAAUCGCUCCAAUCAAUGUCCCAGACGGAGCACAGUGAACCUAAUAGGACCAGGGGAGGAACCAGAUUUAACAGCAGAAGGAGUAGAGGAUGAAGUAGCAUACACCUAUGAAGAGGAUGAAGUCAUAGGGGGAGAUGAGGGAGAGUUAUUGUCAUGUUCCCUAGUAGUUAGAAAACUACUACUGGCACCAAGACAGAUAGAACAAUCACAGCAGCACAACAUAUUUCGAACCAGGUGCACUGUGAACAAAAAGAAACAUCCAUCACCAUAUAAGAUCGGCUGGAUCAGACAGGGUGCAGAAGCAAGGGUCACUGAAAUUUGCCGCAUUCAAUUCUCCAUUGGGCAAAAUUACCUAGACAAAGUUACUUUUGACGUAGUUGAAAUGGACGCAUGUCAUAUAAUUCUAGGCAGACCGUGGCAGUUUGAUGUGGAUGCUAUAUACAAGGGGCGUGAUAAUGUGUAUAUCUUCAUGAAUAAAGGGCAGAAAGUCGUUUUGGGUCCAAUAAAAGAAGAAUUUUCUGUAGUCGAACCGAAAACUAAAGGGAAGCUAGUGCUUUUGGUCGAUGGGGAAAAAUUUAUGGACGGAGCCAAGAAGAUAGGAGAGCUUUUUGCAGUAGUAAUUGGGGGAGGAAUCAGAACCGAACUUCCCAACAUUCCACAUGACCUACAACCCUUACUAGCAGAGUUUCAGGAAAUCAUACCAUCAGAGCUACCAGAUGGAAUACGGGUGCGCGAUAUUCAGCACCAGAUUGAUUUAACUCCAGGGGCUAGUCUGCCAAAUCGACCCUAUUAUCGGAUGAGUCCGAAAGAGAGUCAGAUCUUACAAGAGCAGGUAGAAGAACUGAUCAGUUCUACCCGCUCAGAAAGGGACUGGUUCAGGAGAGUAUUAGUCCUUGCGCGGUGCCAGCCUUGCUAG
Messenger RNA from Populus trichocarpa (black cottonwood), 1986 nucleotides. RefSeq lists its product as uncharacterized. NCBI's taxonomy places the organism in Eukaryota, Viridiplantae, Streptophyta, Magnoliopsida, Malpighiales, Salicaceae. Bases 1 to 1986 code for a protein of 661 amino acids. The transcript has 3 exons. The record is from RefSeq and is a predicted model, not a curated record. Gene Ontology annotation, molecular function: nucleic acid binding; zinc ion binding.